Molecule: messenger RNA, 2859 nt
Organism: Danio rerio (zebrafish)
Lineage: Eukaryota; Metazoa; Chordata; Actinopteri; Cypriniformes; Danionidae
Gene: phyhipla
Product: phytanoyl-CoA 2-hydroxylase interacting protein-like a
Source: RefSeq, marked provisional
GUGCAGAGAAAGAGGUGUUAUUAGAGACUGUGCUCAAAUUGAGAAUUAACGGUAGUGUGGAGUGGACCGUAAUCUCGUUACAUAACCCGUCACUGAACGCGCCGUCCGUCGGUUCAUUGGCGUUAAUCCGUUAUUUCACUCCGCGAAAACACUUGUGGCAUUCGUCAGAGCGAGAGAACUUCGACACGUUUAGGUUUUAUCGUGAUUAUGAGAACUAAGAUCAUUUCACCGAGUCACUGUUAGAAGUAAGUGUUCUUUAUAGUGUAUAUGCUUCUUGUAUAUGUCCAGUAGUGUGGAGGUCGCUGACGCGGUUUCCAUCACAACGCCGGAGAGAGAGAGGAACAGGGGAGCCAAAGCGACCGAGAACCAGACUCACCCAUUUCCAAGCCGAAACUGACGAGUAUUUCCAAGGGUUUCCACGCGCCUCUUCAGACAUGGAGGCGGCGAGUUUGGCACAGGGGGUCGCGAGCCCGCUGAGCCCGCGCGAGGGCAUGAUCAAGAACGUGAGCCUGGAGUCGCUCCAGCUGUGUGAGAGGGACGGUAAAGCUGAAGACACUGGAGUGGUAGAAAUGGAGUUACCGGUGGCUCGCAACAUCAAAAUCAGUAACAUCACCUGCGACUCCUUUAAAAUCUGCUGGGAUGUGGAUCCACACAGCACAGAGAAGAUCACACAUUACUUCAUUGACCUGAACAAGAAGGAGAACAAGAACUCCAACAAGUUCAAACACAAGGAUGUGCCUACAAAGCUUGUUGCUAAGGCGGUUCCGUUGCCCAUGACAGUGAGAGGCCAUUGGUUCCUGAGUCCACGGACCGAAUACACAGUUGCCGUGCAAACAGCGUCCAAACAGACAGACGGAGACUAUGCUGUAUCAGAAUGGAGUGACAUUGUUGAGUUUUGUACAGCAGAUUAUUCCCCUGUGCAUUUGACUCAGCUGUUGCAGAAGGCUGAAGUCAUUGCUGGCAGGAUGCUCAAGUUCUCCGUCUUUUACAGGAAUCAGCACGAGGAAUACUUCCAACACUGCAGAGAUGUUCUUGGUGGCAGAAUGAUGCCCUCAGUGAAGGAUAAUAGCGGCAGUCACGGGUCACCAAUCAGUGGUAAACUAGAGGGCAUCUUCUUCAGCUGUAACACAGAGUUCAACACCGGUCAGCCACCGCAGGACUCUCCAUACGGCCGCUUCCGCUUCCAGGUGCCCGCUGAGGUUCUCUUCACCCCAGACACACGCCUUUACUUUGGGGACUUCUACUGCAUGUACACCGCCUAUCAUUACGUCAUCCUGGUCCUGGCGCCGCGGGGCUCCAAAGGAGACCUUUACUGCAGCGAGCGCCUUCCAGAGCUGGACGUGACCAACAACCGCUUUCUGAUGCGACUGUGCGGAGAGGACGGGCACGUGGUCUUUCAGCAUGCGCAGGAUGUGAUUCUGGAGCUGAUUUACACAGAGCCGCUGCCGCUAGCUCUGGGAACGGUCUCUCAGAUUAGCGGACACCAGCUCAUGAGCUUGUCCACCAUCAAUGCUAAGAAAGACCCCAGCUGCAAGACCUGCAACAUCAGCGUCGGCCGCUAGUUUGAGAGCAAACUCACAAAUACAGAACCAUUUGUGAAUAUAACAUCAAACCGUACUCAAGACGUCAUCAACAACUAAACAAACAAGCUUAGAAUGGCACAUAAUCACGAUGAUUACCAUGACAAACAGCCCCCUCUGGAUAUCACCACAUGGCACUCAAUUCCCUUGCUAAUGCUAGAUUUUUUUUAAGGUUGACUAAAUCGAGCAUUUGACAAAAAAAGUUAAUAAAUGAUCAUUUAAAAAAGUUAAUAUGAAAGAGACAAAAUCUAUGAAAGCCUGUUUCUGCUGAAUUAUUUAUUUAUUUAAAAAAAUGUAAUUGCACUUUUGUUCUUUUUUCCUCAUGAUUUUAAGUGAGUUAUGAGUUUUUCUCACAAUUCAGACAGCUAAUAAUUGCAAGAUAUGAAGACUGAAUUUGCGAAACAAGCAAUAAUUGUGAAAUAUAAAAUUGAAUUUGGGGAAAAAAGUAAAUUCAGUUUUACAUUUUUGCAAUUUUACAUUUAUCUCACAGUUCAAAGUUCAUAUUUCUUGCAAAAAUCUAAGUUUAAAAACAUUUUCAUAAUUCAGAUCUUUAUUUCUCAAAAUUCACAUAUGCUGAGGAAAAAAAUGUUUACAUUUUUCUUUAUUCUAAUUGCAAGUUUAUAACAUAAGAUUGCAAUAAAAAUACUCGGUACAUUUUGUUGCAAUUCGGAAUGCAAAGAUAACAGCAAAAUUUUUUUUUAAAUAAUUAAAUUGUAGUUUUUAUGUUACAGAAACAAACUUUCAUAUAAAACUGUAUUUUCUGCAAUAUAAGUCACUUUUUAAAAUCAUAUUAACCUUGCUGUUGCUUCUGUUUCAAAGAGAUUGUAAUGUGUGGUGGUCCAGUUUUCCUGGGUCUGCGCACCCUUAAUAGUGGCUGGUUAUAUAAAUUAGCUUAGGGUUGACAUUUACAGUGAAUGCUUCUGUAAUUUUAGCUUGUUUAAAAUUACUUCUGUUCUGAGUACUCUUCAAUUGUAAGGAUUUGUUGUGGAGUGAAGGGACCUAAAUGCAUAUUUAUAUUGUUUGUAAAUGUUUUGUUGUAUUUGGGGUACUGAAAGUACUUAGUUUACAUAAUUUCAGAAAGAAAGUCUUUAACGUGACUCAUACACCAAUGCAACUUUCUUCAACUUAUGCAAUUUCAACAAUGUGACUUAUCUUGCAGAAAAUACAGUAAGACAAAAAACACAGACUCAAAGCAAAAAAAAAGAAAGAAAAACUCAAGAGAAAAAAGAAAACUGAGCAAAACAAGUAAAAGCUAUAUUUCCAAAAAAAAAAAAAAAAA